AAGUGUAACAUUUGUUCAGUUUCAGUUUUUCCCGGGAACUCGACGCAGCGUGUUGUCUUGGCACCGCUGAGCCAGCGCCAGAGUCACAGUCAAAGUCAGAGAGCAACAGCCAGAGUCAGAGUCAAAUUCAUAGUUAAAACCAAGAGCCAUCGAGCAGACAAGGAGCCACCAUCCAGGCGUCAGAGCCGAGCUCAGCCUCAAAUAUUCUGCAAUUCUGCAUUUUCUGGUUCUUGCAAAAACAUUCAAUAAUUAUCUGGUUUUUUUUUGGGUUUUUGUUUGGAGAUCAACUGAAACAUUGUUUAUGUGCUUUUGUGCGUGAAAUUAAUUAAGAGUUUUGGCUAUUUUUUUAUUGUAAAUUAACUGAAAAUCAAAGCAAGCAUACGAAAGGAAAGGAAAACGAAUCAGAACUCCGCAGAAUUGAUUGAAAAAUCAGUUGUCAAAAUUGGAAACAGCAAAUGCUCACCACACACCCCCCAAAAGCAGGUAAACACGAAAAUUGGCGAGGAAAAUAAUCAUCGAGUCACGUAAUUAAAACGAAACGCAAGAAGAGCGCAAAGGAGAAGGCGAACAGCAACAGGCAAAUAUUUGCAUACCAAUUGUAAAGCCCGAGAGAGAGAGAGAGAGACAGAGAGAGACAGAGGGAGCGAAGGAAAGCGCUAACGGGGCUAAUAAUAAACUAAGGCCCAACUACCGCGUUAACGUGGCCAUAACCAUUGCCCGUUACGGCUACAAAUACACUUGCACUCACUGCUGAUAAUAAAACGUAGCGUCGCAAGGCAGAACGAACCAAGCAGUGGAAAGCAGGCCGCGAAGCAUAGUGUGAACAGAAGCAAGCAGUGUAAAGCAUAGUAAGACGAGAGAGCACAGCAGCGGCAGAGACAGCGACAGCGGCAGCGACAACAAAGUUGCUGCUGUUUAUGCAAACGCCGACAGCCAGCAUAAAGGGACGCCGAACAGAAAGAGUGUGAGAGAGAGACGUCGUCGUUGAGACGUUGAUUUACGGCCAGCCUAAGGAACCAGCAGCAGAGGAACAGAGGUACAGUCGACAGUCAGAGCGACAGCCACAGCCACCGCCACAGCAACAGCGACAGAGACAGCAGCAGGAUGCGUGGCCGUCACUUGCGUCGACGCUUCAGCCUGCAGCCGUCCUUCAUGAAGGAUGACAACAACGAGGAUAAGCCGAAGCGUGACAAAGUGGGCAGAACCAAUGCGGUGGACGAUGCCAUCGGACCGGCCAAUGCCCGCCACAAGAUCGUCGUCAUGGGCAGCGCCAAGGUGGGCAAAACGUCGAUAAUCACACAGUUUCUAUACAACACAUUCAGCCCAAAGUACAAGCGGACCAUCGAGGAGAUGCAUCAGGGGAACUUCUCCAUUGCCGGCGUAAGCCUCACCCUGGACAUUCUCGACACGGCUGGCUCCUACGAGUUCCCGGCGAUGCGCGCUCUCUCGAUAUCCUCGGCGGACGCCUUCAUCCUGGUGUACGACGUCACCGACAGCAGCACUUUCGAGGAGGUGCGCGCCAUACGCGACCAGAUCCAUGAGACGAAGGCCACCACAGCGGUGCCCAUUGUGGUUGUGGGCAACAAGAUUGAUCUGCUUGCCGACCCCGAGACAGAGCGUGAAGUGGAGUACGCCACCACAGAGUCGGUGGUGACAGUCGAUUGGGAGAACGGAUUCGUCGAGGCCUCGGCCGCCAGCAACGACAACGUCACGCAGGUGUUCAAGGAGCUGCUGACCCAGGCCAAAAUCACCUACAACCUGAGUCCGGCUCUGCGCCGCCGCCGCCAGUCGCUGCCCCAGCAGAUCGGCAACAAUGGGCCGGGCACACCGCUGCACCAUCAUGGCCAUGGCCAUCAUGGCCACCACCAGGGCGGUGCCGCUGGGGGGUCAGCCUCCGGAUCGGCCUCCACCUCUGCGGCAGCGGCCGCAGCUGCCGCUGGUGGCCACGGCUCGCAUGCCCCAACGCCGGCACAGCUGCAGCACCUGCAGCGCAUCCAGGAGCGCAGCAUGGGCGCCAAGCGCAACUCUUGCACCAUCUCUUAAGCGGUGCACCAACGAGCAGCAUUGAACGAAGGCAAAGUCCAACAAAGAAUACAAUUAUAUAUGUACCAACUGAAGCUAAACUAAACGGUCUCCUACAAACGGUUUUCAAUAUUUCUCCAAAACAAUACACUCAGACUCAGACUCAGACUCAUACUCAGACACAGAGUUGGGUUCGAUUACGAUCAACCACAAGCUCUGAUGAUUGAACCUUUACACAUACAAUACAAUACAACGUAGCCUCGACUCAAACGUACCUUGCCAUCUAUUGCUCUCUUGCUAUUAUCGCUCCAAUUACGUAGUACCUACUGCUAGUACCAGUCACGGAUUUUGGUGGCAACUUUUGCCUCUGGUUUCCCCACUCUCAGCGCGUAAUGCAUGCAUACAAAUAUAUUUACUCGUAAACUCGUAGUCAAUGAAUGUUGUAGAGCAAAAAACAAGCCCUAAACUCCCAAGGUUAAUCCCAAAUAUUAGACCAUGAAAUUAACUUAUUCAAAAGCAGCAAGCAACAAAUAGCCGAUUGUUAGCCGAUCAAAUAUGAUGGCUCGAGGAUGCAGAUCGAAAGCAGAACAACAACAAAACUCAAAAGCAACAAAGGCAAAACUAAUCGUCUCUUUUAUAUGUGUGCGUGUGUCUGUCUCUGUGUACCUUUUAGCCGUGUGCGUGUGUGUGUCUAGUUGCAGCUUCUUCAUUUUUCCACAUGAUGCAGGAGCUGCUAUAUGCUCCACCUACAUAUACAUACAUAUAUAUAAACAUCAUGCU
Messenger RNA from Drosophila subobscura, 2802 nucleotides. RefSeq names its product ras-related protein Rap-2b. Lineage: Eukaryota; Metazoa; Arthropoda; Insecta; Diptera; Drosophilidae. The transcript has 6 exons. The record is from RefSeq and is a predicted model, not a curated record. The coding region runs from base 1105 to 2043 and encodes 312 amino acids. Gene Ontology annotation, molecular function: GTPase activity; GTP binding.